AGUUCAUGGGUUACAGGCUCAAAAAUGUGGGCUGAUGCUGACGGCUAACGACGACGAGGAGGAGGAGGAAGAAGAUGGAGCAGUAGAAAAUCAAACUCAGAGCUGAAUCACAAUUUUUGCUUGAAAGAAAUGCAGCAAUUCCACGCUCAGAGGAAGAAGGAGCCGUUUCUAGCUUCAGUUGGUCGCUGCACAAUUUCCUGUAUCUUGGCACUUCUGACUCAGUAUGCACUCUCCCUCGUCCCUCGGUUCUUCUCUGCUUCCUUUCUUCUCAUUCAACUUGCUCUCUCAGUUGUAGUGCUCUUGUUAGUUGUGGGUUUUGGGAAAUGGUGCAGGAAGCUUCUUGGGGUCUCUGCUUCAGCUCCAGCUUUUGUUUUCUUCAAUAUUCUCUUCGUUUGGGUUGUUUAUUUCGUAAUCGUUCGACAAGCCAUUCCAUAUUUCAUUGAUGCUGUGUUCAAUGGAGAGGUUGCCAUGCUCUUCAUUGGUGUAUGUAGUAUCCUAUCAAGUGAUCCUGGUUUGGUAACUCAUGGGUCUUCCCAUUCAGACAAGCUCGAUGAAAUUAAAGCUUUUGAAGUUGAAGUUCAAAAUGAGAGUUCCUCACUGUUGAAGAGGGUUAGAUAUUGUAAGAGCUGUGAGGCAUAUGUAAAGGGGUUUGACCACCAUUGUCCUGCUUUUGGGAAUUGUAUAGGGCAGAAUAAUCAUGUCCUUUUCAUGGUUCUUCUACUUGGGUUUCUUACUACUGAAGCUUCUUACGUGAUGUGUUCAUUUCAGUUUGCCAGAGAUUCCAAGAUCUUAGGUGGAAAUAGGUUUGAGAUUGGUCUGGCUGGAAGUUUGGUUAUCAGUACAAUGUUAUUCACUCUUCUCCAAGUACUAUGGCAGGGGGGGUUUAUGGCAUGGCAUAUAUAUUGUAUAUGCUUUAACAUCAGGACUGAUGAGUGGAUAAACUGGAGGAAAUACCCAGAGUUUCAAGUCAUUAUUCAGUCCCAGCCAGACAGAAGCUUCACUGAGAUGAGGUUUACAAAUCCAUAUGAUAAGGGCAUUGUUCAAAAUGUGAAGGAGUUCUUUACAGUGAGAGACUGAUGGUACUAAUGCAUAUUUUGCUUGCUGUGCAAACAAUGAAUGGAUGUUCAUUUUCUCGUGUUGCAUUACCUUCCAAGUCGUGAAGGUACGUGCAUCCAUAUAUCCAAGUUUUUUCUAUAGGGCCUGUUGGAGUGAACUGAUAUUUUAUGUAAAAACGAUCCAAGAUAAACCACAUCAAUUCAUAUAACUUCCCUUUUGAUCUAAUAAUCCCAUUUCUGCUGGAAGUUGACCAUCUAUUGUCUACCCCCUUAUUUCAAGAUAGAAUUAUGCACCCCUUAGAAUCGCUUGUAGCAAACUUUAGUAGAAUUUCUUGUUUUCUGCACGAUGUCCAAAGGAAGGUUCAAGGUUUUUUGUCUUCUUUCGGACACCUUAACUGAAGUACAGGGUGGCAAUUUCUUCAAUUAGCAAGCGUGCUGCUCUGCUUUGAGCCGGUAGCCAUUCCCUGCUUCUCCAUCUCAAGCUGGAGCUGGCUUGUGUUGUGUAUAUGAAUGUCUGGAAAUAUGUAAUAUGCCAUAUUUUAGAUAUUUAUAAUUUACCUGUAUGCCAUGAAAAUUAAGUAGUGGAUAUUGUAAAACUGCAGCUGAAGUAUGGUUUUUGACAAAACGAUAGAACAUUUGUGAUCGCUUAAUCCUUUUGCUAAA
Manihot esculenta (cassava) is the source of this 1718-nucleotide messenger RNA. RefSeq names its product probable protein S-acyltransferase 1. Bases 130 to 1077 code for a protein of 315 amino acids. Gene Ontology annotation, cellular component: Golgi apparatus; endoplasmic reticulum. Gene Ontology annotation, molecular function: protein-cysteine S-palmitoyltransferase activity. The transcript is spliced from 11 exons. The record is from RefSeq and is a predicted model, not a curated record. Gene Ontology annotation, biological process: peptidyl-L-cysteine S-palmitoylation; protein targeting to membrane. Lineage: Eukaryota; Viridiplantae; Streptophyta; Magnoliopsida; Malpighiales; Euphorbiaceae.